AUGAAUUCUAUUCGUAUUACUCAUCGACUUCUAUCAAUUGGAAAGACAACUGGCAUUAUCUUUAAAUCAAAUAAUAUACUUACUCGCUGGUUUCAUCCUUCACUCAUAUCACUCAAUGGUAAUAAUAUAUCAGAAAAAACUAAUAUAAAUAAAGAAAUAUCAGAAUUACUGAAAAAAACUUCGAUAUCUCCAAUCAUUCAUUCUAAUACAUCCAUUAGUAAACGUCACGAAAUUUGGAAACGAAUCGUUCAUGAAUUAAAACAUUAUUAUAAUGGUUCGAAAUUAUUAUGUACUGAAACAAAAAUUACUUUUGGUUUGUUGCAACAAGUAUUAAAUGGACAUAGAUUAACACGAAGAGAACGAAAACAGUUAACUCGAACAAUUAAUGAUCUAUUUCGAGUGGUUCCAUUUUCUGUAUUUAUUAUUGUUCCAUUUAUGGAAUUUACCUUACCAAUAUUUUUAAAACUGUUUCCAAAUAUGUUACCAAGUACAUUCAAACAAAUUAAUAAUAAUGAAGAAAAUUUAAAGAAAUUUUUCCAAAUUAAACUUGAAGCAACUCAAUUUUUACAAGAUACAAUAUUUAAAUCACAAGAUAUAUCUUUUAACGAUAUGAUAACGAUACAAUUCGAUGAAUUUCUUCAAAAAAUUCAUACAAGCGAUAAUUAUCCAACAAUCAAUGAAAUCAUAGAAUUUUCUUCAAGAUUUUCACAUAAAUUAACAAUAGAUAAUCUAGAUCGUUCACAAUUAAUUGCGUUAUGUAAACUUUUUAAUUUAUCAUUCAAUGGUCCUAAGCAUUAUCUUCGUUACAAACUUCAUCUUAAAUUAUAUCGUUUAAAAAAUGAUGAUAAAUUAAUUCUUAACGAAGGUAUUACAAAUCUUAAUAUCGAAGAAUUACAAGCAGCAUGUCAUGAACGUGGUAUAAACUCAUUCGAUAUUAAUAAUAAAUCUUUACAAUCACAAUUACAACAGUGGCUUGAUCUUCAUUCAGAUAAAUCUAUAUCACCAAUAACUAUUCUACUGAUAUUACAUAAAAUAAAAACGAAAGAUACUACUGUUUUUCAACCAAUACAUGUUAAUAAUGAUAUGAAAGAAUGUCAAGUAUUCUCGCAAAUUCAAUCGACUAAAAUUCAUACAAAACAUUUUACUUAUCUUCAACAAAUUUCUCAAACAUCUAGUCAAAGACAAGAAAUACAUUAA
This is a messenger RNA of Adineta steineri, 1197 nucleotides long. The record is from the annotation of a GenBank genome assembly. NCBI's taxonomy places the organism in Eukaryota, Metazoa, Rotifera, Eurotatoria, Adinetida, Adinetidae.